Messenger RNA from Suillus discolor, 531 nucleotides. RefSeq lists its product as uncharacterized. The record is from RefSeq and is a predicted model, not a curated record. Bases 1 to 531 code for a protein of 176 amino acids. NCBI's taxonomy places the organism in Eukaryota, Fungi, Basidiomycota, Agaricomycetes, Boletales, Suillaceae. The transcript has a single exon.
AUGUUCCACAAACAUUUUGUUCUUUAUACUCGCUGGUCUCCCUCCUCACUGCUUCCACUCGCUUCUCUCCCUUGCUGCUUCCACUUGCUGCUCUCCCUCACUGCCUCCACUCGCUGCUCUCCCUCACUGCUUCCACUCGCUUCUCUCCCUCGCUGCAUCCACUGGCUGCUCACCCUCGCUUGCUGCUCACACCACACCAAACAUUUUGUUCUUUAUACUCGCUGGUCUCCCUCCUCACUGCUUCCACUCGCUGCUCUCCCUCGCUGCCUCCACUUGCUGCUCUCCCUCACUGCUUCCACUUGCUUCUCUCCCUUGCUGCCUCCACUUGCUGCUCUCCCUCGCUACUUCCACUCGCUGCCCUCUCUCACUGCCUCCACUUGCCGCCCUCCCUCGCUGCCUCCACUCACUGCCCUCCCUCGCUGCCUCCACUCGCUGCUCUCCCUCGCUGCAUCCACUCGCUUCUCUCCCUCGCUGCAUCCACUCGCUGCUCUCCCUCGCUUGCUGCUCACACCACACAGGUAUGCACUGUAG